Molecule: messenger RNA, 504 nt
Organism: Haemonchus placei
Lineage: Eukaryota; Metazoa; Nematoda; Chromadorea; Rhabditida; Trichostrongylidae
Source: the annotation of a GenBank genome assembly
AUGUCGGUUUGUGCAUCCGCUCGUGUUGAACAAAAAUUCCUUUUGAGGGCCUGCAUGUGGUACAACUUUGAGCAAGAAAAAUCGGCUGCUGAACCUCAUCGUGCCAUUCCUGAGCGUUUCGAAAACGGUAAUGAAAGCUUGGAGGACGAAGAGCAUGGAAGUCGGCCUCAAAUCGUCGAUAACCAAGUGUUGAAGACCGUCAUUGAUUGGAUCCACACCAAACCACCCGAGAACUGGCAACACAUGUUAGCUGCUCGAACUCUACCAUCCAUGAGCAUUUGCUGGCAAUUGGCAAGACGAACAGGUGCAGAAAAUGGGUACCGGGUGUUACUUGAUGUAAUGAAAUCACCCAGGGGUUCAAAUAACCAGAUUUACAGACAUUUGUUGCUUCUUUCCAGCAAUCCAUUCAAAUGGAAGACCAGUAAAAUCCUGUCGUACAAUAAACUGCUGAUUUCCUUUAUAUUUCAGCUUCAUUUUCAUGGAGAUCGAAGAAUGAGCUUCUGA